This is a messenger RNA of Sinocyclocheilus grahami, 1699 nucleotides long. Its product is annotated as transmembrane protein 79-like. The record is from RefSeq and is a predicted model, not a curated record. Gene Ontology annotation, cellular component: trans-Golgi network membrane; lysosomal membrane. NCBI's taxonomy places the organism in Eukaryota, Metazoa, Chordata, Actinopteri, Cypriniformes, Cyprinidae. The transcript is spliced from 5 exons. The coding region runs from base 126 to 1346 and encodes 406 amino acids. Gene Ontology annotation, biological process: regulated exocytosis.
ACCUCCCCUUUAAGAGACUGUCCCUUUAACAAACUUAACCUGGACACACCUGAACUUCAAACUACAGGAGUUUCAAUAUAGUAGAGGAAAACCUAUACCGAAAGAACAACAUCCUGUCCUGAAAUAUGGGGACACUGGCCAUGGACCCUCCUGGGCCAGCAGCGGUGCCCCAAACGCCUCAGUGGGUAGCAGAUGUGAACAGGGUAACAAAGGAUGUGAACAGCACUGAGGAGGGAGAGGAAGAAGAGGAAAUGAUCAAAUCUGCAAAUAUGGAACCCAGUACCCUACAAUGGCCUGAGAAUAAACCCGAACCACAGAUUCUGCCAGUCAAAGGUGGAGAGAGCACAAGCGUUAAAUCAGAUUGCAUCUGCAGGGGUGGAGUGAGCCGGACGGAGAGCGAGAGGGAGGAAUUUGGGCUGAGAGAGAAGAAGACAGGUGAGGGAUGGAGGAGGAUGGAAGCAGGGAAAGAAAGUGUUUCUGACACUGAGCUGAAAAACAGAGUGAAAAGCACCUGCUCAGAGAUCGAGGGGGAGGAGGUGAACAUCAUGCCACAGAACGCAGCCCGAGUCUUCAGCCCCAGCAUCACCAUCCUGCGCUCCACCAGCCAGCAGGAGGCUGCAGACCACUGGAGAGAUGAAAACGAAGAAGAGAGGAGCCCCUUCCUAGGGACACAUGGAACACCACUAGAAGAGUAUUACAACGACUGGCCCAUCACUCCCAAAUCACGUUGCUGUGGCUUUGGUGGAUCUAAUCGUGAUGCUCUUAAACUGGGUGCAUCCAUGUUCACCUCUGCCCUGAUCUUCCCCUUGUUGGUGUGGGGCAGCUAUGUCUUCCUGCCCUUUGAUGCUCCUCUGCUCGACAGCGCCCCCCUACGGCUGGUCUACACACUGCGCUGCUCUGUUUUUGCAGUCAUACCUAUUGUCCUUGGUAUGUUGGUAUUAGGUGUGUCCCGUCUGUGGUAUCGAUCCUUGAAGCCACGGUUUGAGGGGGAGAUGGAAGUUAAGCAGGUGGCAGUUCACCAGCGCUAUGUGGAGGACUCCGUCUCCCUCUUUCUGCUUUACUUCCUCCAACUGGCUGUCAUGGCUGCCUACCUGAAUCAGGAUCUGCUUAAACUAGUUCCUCUUCUCACCAUCGUUUUUGCCUUUGGCAGAUUACUGUACUGGGUCGCAGCAGCUUGUGACAGCAGUUUGAGAGGUGUUGGCUUUGGGUUCUCAUUUCUGCCAAUGCUGGUUAUGCUGGUGGCCAACCUCCAUUUCAUCUUCCUCUCUGAAUCUGCAGGCUCCAUCUUUGCCCCAGACAUCCCAGAACCACCUGUUCCUCCAACCAAACAGCGGUUCUGGGGCUAGACAUGCCACAUCUGACAUUUCUGCUACUGCCAAAUGUAGACCAGAUCUCUUUAGGCUUGGAGCCAUCUUAAAUUAGACUAUAAGAAAUUUGGGUCUGAGAACGUUUAAUCCAACUGUGAUUUCAUUUUCCUCUCCUGUUCUUUGCUUUCCUGAGUACAUUUAUAUCAUGACCAGGUGGGUUGAAAUUGCCAGAAAUCCAGUCAAAGGAAAGAGAGGAGGGUAGAAUAAAGGGGGAAUCUGUUUUUUUUUUCUUUUGAACUAACAUAUAAAUAGAAGUUGUGUAGUGAAACUUGAGACACUAAACUACAAAUUAAAAUGAGCUAGCUACCCUUUAUUGCAGCCAAACAUGAGCA